This is a messenger RNA of Vigna angularis (adzuki bean), 1009 nucleotides long. RefSeq names its product protein LNK2-like. Gene Ontology annotation, biological process: circadian rhythm; regulation of DNA-templated transcription. Bases 1 to 825 code for a protein of 274 amino acids. The record is from RefSeq and is a predicted model, not a curated record. The transcript is spliced from 3 exons. NCBI's taxonomy places the organism in Eukaryota, Viridiplantae, Streptophyta, Magnoliopsida, Fabales, Fabaceae.
AUGCCUAGUUUGGUGCAAAAGCCUUGGUCCUCCAAAGAUGUGACCAACAAUCCAACACCUUUACCAUUGGAUACACCAAGUUUGUCUGGUGCUUUGGGGAACGAAACUGAUCCUUUGGAAAUCAAAGAAGAGUGUGUUCAAUGUAAUGGUGGCAAAUCGUUAGAAGAUUGGGAUUCCUACAUCCCAAGUUUUACAAAAUUCAUGCACAAUCAUAGACUUCAUCAGGUGAUCUUACUAGGUACAAAGUGUUUUCUUGUAUCCCAGAAAUGCCGUCUAGAAAUCCCAAGUCAUCUUAGUGACGGGACUGAUGAAGAUCUAAGAAUUCUUCCUGCUCCAGAUCCACCUAUUGAACAAGAUGAUUCUAAUACAAUGUCAGUAGCAGUUGGAAAUGAUUUUGUUGAAGACACCAUAUUUUACCAACUUCAGGAUAUUAUAUCAAAGUUGGACAUCAAAAUAAGACUCUGUAUCAGAGAUAGUUUGAUCCGGUUGGCACAAAGUGCAACUCAAAGGCAUUAUGCUAGUGAUACUAACAGUACAAACAAAAGUAGUAGAGACGAACUUGAAGUUGAGGCAAGAGAAGAAAGCAACAAACAAAAUAGAUAUGUCAGGAUGCCAGAUGUUGAAACAGAAACGAAUCCCAUUGACAGAACCGUAGCCCAUUUACUUUUUCACAGUCCUGUGGAGCUAACCCACAACUAUUCUGACAAGCUUGAGUCACCUGUUUCUACUAAGGUGCAAUGUGAAAGCAAAGCAGGUAACCUGGUGAACUUUCCUUACCCGACAAGGACUCGAAAAACAAUAAACAACUUUCUCACCUUGGGCUGAAGAAUUCCUGGUUUGAUACCCAGUCUAUGGAUCAAAUUAGAAACAGUCCCUGCAUAGACACUUCUGAGAAUGCAUCCAAUACGCAGGAACUUGAAGCCUCUCAAUAAAGAAGAAAGAGGGCUCUCCAGAUAUUUGAAGCUUUUACAACAAGUUCGGGAAACUUAAACAGAAGCAAGUUCAGCAU